GGAGACACAGCUGCCUACGGCUGUUAGAUCUGAGGAACACACACACACACACACCAGCAGUUUUCUGAGCAUGACAAAUGGGCGGGAACUUGAAGAGAAAGUGAAACUCAGCAGUGGAGACACGAGGAGAGGAUGACAAAGCUAAACUGAGAUUGAAGGAAAACAAAGUUCUGGGGAUUUCACAGCAUAAGCUUUCCUGAGUGUUUUGCUCCAGCCGUAUUGUGACAGUCUUACAGAAAAACAAAUCUUCCUGUGGUCCAACUCAAGCAAACCAGCGCUCACCUGAGGAGGUCAUUAGCCGCUCCUCAUGUUUGUGAUGUGACCGUCACCUCAGUGCUUGCUGUCACCUCGGUGGGGGCAAAUUUCCUAUCAGUGAAAAAACGACACUUCCUCAACAAUGGCGUUGGUGAGACUGUUGGUGUUUUAUCUACUGCUUAAAUCUCCCGUUGGGUCUCAGCCUAUGCAAAGUCCGCAGCACACGUCAAGCACUCCCCAACCCACUGAAGAGCAGGCUCCUGGCAGUCUGUCCUUCCCUUGGAGCCGGCUACGCCUGCCAAGGUACAUCAUUCCCCUCCACUACCACCUCCACCUGCACCCCAACCUCACCACUCUCAGCUUCUCUGGCUCGGUGCGGAUCCAGAUUCACGUGGAGAACAACACAAACUGGGUUGUGCUGCACAGUAAGGGUCUGCAGAUCUCCAAGGCCACCGUUUUGGAUGAGAAUCUAGCUCAUCUGUCCGACCAGGUUCUUCCUGUCCUACACAACCCCAGCCAUGAGCAGGCAGCCAUUUUCUCUCCCAGGGUGCUCAGCAGGGGGCACAAGUACUUCCUAUAUAUUGAGUUUGGGGCAGAGCUUGGAGAUGGUUUCUAUGGCUUCUACAAGAGCACCUACCGGAUGAGCACCGGAGAGACCAGAACCUUAGCUUCAACUCACUUUGAGCCGACGAGCGCUCGGAUGGCAUUCCCCUGUUUUGAUGAGCCUAGUUUCAAAGCCAACUACUCCGUAAGGAUCAGAAGGAGCCCAGAGCACAUAUCCUUGUCCAACAUGCCCAUAGAGAAAACAGUUGAACUGAAUGACGGUCUCCUGGAGGACCACUUUGCUGUGAGCGUCAGGAUGAGCACCUACCUGGUAGCUUUCAUCAUCUGUGACUUCAAAUCUGUCUCUGCAACAACAUCUUCGGGGAUAAAGGUGUCCAUCUAUGCUGCUCCUGAGAAGUGGCAGCAGACCCACUAUGCUCUGGAGGUUGCUGUCAAGAUGAUGGACUUCUUUGAGAAGUAUUUCAACAUCCUCUACCCACUACCCAAACAAGAUCUCAUAGCCAUUCCUGACUUCCAGUCCGGUGCGAUGGAGAACUGGGGUCUGACCACCUACAGAGAGACAAGCCUUCUCUUCGAUCCCCUCACAUCCUCUGUUUCUGAUAAACUCUAUGUUACCAUGGUGAUUGGCCACGAACUCGCCCACCAGUGGUUUGGUAACUUGGUGACCAUGGAGUGGUGGAACGAUAUCUGGCUGAAUGAAGGAUUUGCCAGAUACAUGGAGUACAUUUCAGUAGAGGCAACCUACCCUGAACUCAGAGUGGAGGAAUAUCUACUGACGACCUGUUUUGCGGCAGUUGGGAGAGAUUCGUACGACUCUUCUCGGCCGAUAUCCAGCUCAGCGGAGAGCCCCACUCAGAUCAAAGAGAUGUUUGACACAGUGUCCUACAACAAAGGAGCGUGCGUCCUCCACAUGCUUCGAUACUUUCUGACAGAUGACGUUUUCCAGAGCGGGAUUGUGCGAUACCUCCGCAAAUACAGCUACAGCAACGCACACAACCAGGACCUGUGGGACAGUCUGGCUAAUACAUGCUCAGAAGAGGAAUUCAUGUCAGGAAAAUACUGCUACAGCAGCAGCCAGGCCUCCAAGAACGCGUACCUGUUUGCAGGAGAACACCUGGACCUGACAGCCAUGAUGAACACCUGGACUCUGCAGAAAGGCAUUCCCUUGAUAAUCGUAUCUAGGAAUGGGUCUCGUCUUCUAUUGAGACAGCAGAGGUUUCUGCGGACGGUCCUGCCCUCGGAUCCUCGCUGGUCCACACUGCAACAAGGUUACCUUUGGCACAUCCCUCUGACAUACAAGACAAACAUGUCCACCACCAUCCACCGACACAUGAUGACAACACACACAGACAGUGUGGACAUAGGUGAGGGAGUGGGCUGGGUGAAGGUGAACACGGACAUGACGGGGUAUUACAUGGUUCACUACGAGGGCUCAGGCUGGGAUGAGAUGACCAAGCUGCUGAGGGAAGACCACACAGCUCUGAGCUACAAAGACAGGACUCAUUUGAUACACAAUGCCUUUCAGCUGGUCACGGGGGGUCAGCUGCUGCUCAAUAAAGCUUUAGACCUGAUUGACUACCUGCGCUCAGAGACACACACAGUCCCUCUCCUUGAAGGCCUGGGCUAUCUGGAGGCCUUUUACAGACUAGUGGAGAAAAGAAAUGCACCUGAUCUAACACACAAACUAAAGACGUAUAUCCUGCGUUUUUUCCGUGAUGUCAUCGACCAGCAGAUGUGGAGUGACAGGGGCUCUGUGUCAGAGCGACGGCUGAGAUCAGAGGUCCUCUCCCUGGCUUGUCACCUGGAUGACCCUCCCUGUCUGGAGCGAGCCAGUCAGACCUUCAGAGACUGGCUCCUGUCCAACGGGACACUCAACCUGCCCACAGAUGUGGCGGAGACAGUGUAUUCAGUUGGAGCUCGGGAUGAGCAUGGCUGGGCCUCCCUCUUCCACACAUACACCAUCUCCCUCUCUGAAGCCCAGAAGGAAAAGAUCCUCUCAGCCUUGGCAAGCAGCAGAGACACCAGCAAACUCCACAGACUACUGGAGUUGGGUCUGGAGGGGAAGGUGAUUCGUUUCCAGGAUCUGUCCUCACUCGUCCUCCUGGUGGCCAGCAACCCCCAGGGGCAUCACCUUGCGUGGAACUUUGUCAAAAAGAACUGGAGCACGCUCAUUCACAAGUUCCUGUUGGGCUCCUCUUGUAUUAGAAACAUCAUCAUUGGCACAACAGGCCACUUUUCUUCUCCAGAGGAACUCACUGAUGUGCAACUGUUUUUCGAGUCCAUCAAAGAACAGGCGUCUCAGCUGAGAGCGACUCAGGUUGCCCUGGACAAUGUGCAGAAAAAUGUUCUCUGGGUACAAAGGAACCUGGGAACUCUGAGGAACUGGCUGGAUGAACAGAUGAAGUAGGAGGACGGUGGUGGUCGAAGGAUUUCACAGAAGAAAUACCUGGAAAUAAUUUGAAUGUAUGUUUAUUUGUGUUUUCAUUUGGAAAUUGUUUUGUGCUCUGCACUAAAAACAAGUUUGUAAGUUUUUACAUUUCAGGGAUGUUUCAAAGAUGUUUUUUAUUUGAACAAUAAAAGUGAU
Molecule: messenger RNA, 3403 nt
Organism: Myripristis murdjan (pinecone soldierfish)
Lineage: Eukaryota; Metazoa; Chordata; Actinopteri; Holocentriformes; Holocentridae
Gene: erap2
Product: endoplasmic reticulum aminopeptidase 2
Exons: 22
Coding region: 398-3226 (942 amino acids)
Biological process (GO): peptide catabolic process; proteolysis
Cellular component (GO): membrane; cytoplasm
Molecular function (GO): metalloaminopeptidase activity; zinc ion binding; peptide binding
Source: RefSeq, a predicted model, not a curated record